Molecule: messenger RNA, 1046 nt
Organism: Sabethes cyaneus
Lineage: Eukaryota; Metazoa; Arthropoda; Insecta; Diptera; Culicidae
Product: JNK1/MAPK8-associated membrane protein
Exons: 3
Coding region: 77-970 (297 amino acids)
Biological process (GO): response to unfolded protein
Cellular component (GO): membrane
Molecular function (GO): ubiquitin protein ligase binding
Source: RefSeq, a predicted model, not a curated record
AACGGAGUGCAAGUUUUUGUUAUGGAACGAAUUCUGAAUUUUAUCACCAAAACUAGCUUCCAGCAGCAAAGCUAAGAUGCUGAAAACAGUAGACAAGUGUCCCGGUUUAUACUGUGGCCGAUCGUUGCUGGAAAAUGCGUCGCUCAGUGAGUGCGGUGCGUGUCUACGUGGCUUCCGGGUGAACGAACAGUACCUCUGUGCACCGUGCCGGAAUGACCUCAGCGAGCACGAUUGGUUGUAUCUGGGCUUUAUGGCAAUAUUGCCGUUAAUCAUCCACUGGUUCUGCAUCGAUUUGAAUGCCCAGCAGAGGAAGUUCACCAGGGGUGAACUGAUACUGCACGCCAGCGCCUGCAUCGAAGUGUUGGGGUCAGCCGUCCUCACAAUCCUGUUUACGGACCCCAUCUUUGAGCUGCGAGUUAAUUCCUGUGGUGUACGCAAGCUGUCCGACUGGUACACCUUGUUCCACAAUCCAACGCCCAACUAUGAGACGACCUUGUACUGCACCCAGGAAGCGGUUUACCCCUUGCAGACUAUGAUUUUUCUUUUCUAUUUGUUUUGCAUCACCUUUAUGAUGAUCAUUCGGCCGUUUCUCAACAUUAAAUUCUUACCAUUUCGCGGAAAAAUGGCCGUCUACUAUGCGUUAUACAUCUUCCCGAUACUCACGUUGCUUCAUGCAGUCGCAGGAGGACUUAUUUAUUAUUCAUUCCCCUACUUGAGCAUAGUGAUUUCAGUCGUUUCCAAUGCGCUUCAUUUCUCAAUUAAGCUGGAUCAAACAAUGAAAUCUCUCCUGGAAACAUCCGUUACCCAGAUGCGCAAUGUAACCAUCAUUCUCGGUCAUUGGCUUCUGCUGGCGUAUGGUAUUAUUUCGAUACCUUAUGAUAUUUCCUACUUUUCGUUAAUGCUCGUUCCGGUGCCAGCUUUGUUCUACAUAUUCACCGCAAAGUAUACCCAUCCGGAUAAUUUUAAGUAGCUUAGUAAGUGACGUAGGUACCUAUAAAGUAGUUCACUGAAUGAGUGUUUGAUAGCAGCUAUUAAACUGUACAUAA